This is a messenger RNA of Mirounga angustirostris (Northern elephant seal), 270 nucleotides long. Its product is annotated as protein WFDC9-like. The transcript has 3 exons. Bases 1 to 270 code for a protein of 89 amino acids. NCBI's taxonomy places the organism in Eukaryota, Metazoa, Chordata, Mammalia, Carnivora, Phocidae. The record is from RefSeq and is a predicted model, not a curated record.
AUGAAGCCCUGGGUUCUCCUACUCAUCAUGCUCAUCUAUGGGGUUGUGAUGCUUCCGCCUGUGCUGGGAGGCCUCAAGAACGAGACUUUUUUUCCAGCUGGAAGAAUAGUCACUGAGCAGUGCUGGGUACAGCCUCCAUUAAAGUAUUGUGAGAAGAGGUGCACUAAAUUACAAGAGUGUUUAUCUCCCAAUCAUACAUGCUGUUGGACCUUCUGUGGAAACAUCUGCUUGGACAAUAGAGAACCCUUUAAAUCCAUGCUAAACCCCUAG